AUGAGUCAACCGCAGAAGCAUGUCGUGGUCGUGGGACUGGGCAUGGUCGGUAUUUCUUUCAUUGAGAAGCUGUUAAAGUACGAUGCAAAUACAAGGGAAUACAACAUUACUGUCCUCGGCGAUGAACCCCACCUGGCCUACAAUCGAGUCGGCCUCACAAGUUUCUUCGAGCACCGAAAAAUUGAAAAUCUCUACCUCAAUCCUGCUGAAUGGUAUCAAGAAGCUCCCAAAGGUGCCUUGAAUUGCCACGUCAACACCAAAGCCACCAGCAUCAACUCAGAAGCCAAGACCGUCGCCUGCGCAAACGGUCAAGUCUACUCGUACGACAUCCUCGUCCUAGCCACCGGCUCUGACGCUCUCCUCCCUCGCGAACUCCCAGGCCACGACGCCACCGGUGUCUUCGUCUACCGGACCAUCAACGAUCUGACCAGCCUCAUCGACUUUGCCGACACAAGAACAGGAACCAAUGCGGUUGUCGUCGGCGGAGGUCUGCUGGGCCUGGAAGCCGCCAAGGCCAUGUUGGAUCUAGAGCGCUACAGCAAAAUUAGCCUCCUUGAACGUGCCAAAUGGGUCCUCAGCAGGCAGCUAGAUGCGGAUGCCGGCAAGAUGGUCAUUGACCAGGUCCGCAUGCUAGGAGUGGACAUCAUGCUGAGCAAGCGCGUGGCAAGCAUCAAAACUGAUGAGAGCAACAACCUCACGGGCGUUGUCUUCGAAGACGGGGAGGAAAUUGACUGCUCAACACUCUGCUUUGCCAUUGGUGUCAAGGCCAGGGAUGAGUUGGCUCGAGUAUCCGGUCUCGAAUGCGCUGAGCGAGGCGGCAUCGUCGUUGACGACGGUCUGAAAACCAACAUCCCAGACAUUUACGCCGUCGGCGAGUGCGCAAGCUGGAAAGGCCAAACCUACGGCCUGAUCGGCCCCGGCGUCGAGAUGGCAGAUGUCCUCGCCUUCAACCUCACCCAGGCCAAGCUUCACUCACCUCGAACCUUUAAGCGGCCCGACCUCAGCACGAAGCUCAAGCUCCUCGGCGUCGACGUCGCCAGCUUUGGCGACUGCUUCGCCGAUGUCAAAGGUCCCCUGUCUCUCCCGCCCAAGUUCGCAAAGUCGUUACGAGAUGGGACCGGCGCGCAAUUGACGAACGGUGCCGCUGCUGCCGCCGCCGCUGCAUCUGUUCAGGCCCUGACUUACAGAGACCCCUUUCUGAAUGUGUACAAAAAGUACAUCUUCACCAAGGACGGCAAGUAUCUCCUCGGCGGCAUGAUGAUUGGCGACACCAAAGACUACGUCAAGCUCGUCCCCAUGGUCAAAACCAUGAAAGAGCUAGACGUGCCUCCAAGCGAGCUCAUCCUCGGCGCCAAAAAGGACGGCGACGACGGUGAUGAUCUCCCGGAUGACGCCCAGAUCUGCUCCUGUCACAACGUCACCAAGGGCGAUGUAGUUGCCGUCGUCAAGGACGGUUCCUGCAAGGACCUUGCCAGUGUCAAGUCAUGCACCAAAGCCGGCACAGGUUGUGGUGGCUGCAUGCCUUUGGUAACAACCAUCUUCAACAAGACCAUGGCGGCCAUGGGCAACGAGGUCAAGAACCACGUCUGCUCGCACUUCAACUACUCUCGGGUGGAUCUAUACAACAUCGUCAUGGUAAAACGCCUCAAGUCUUUGAAGGAGGUGAUGAGGGAAGUCGGCAACGACAAGGCGAGUCUCGGUUGCGAGCUGUGCAAACCUGCUGUGGCGAGCAUCAUGGCGUCGCUGUGGAACAAGCAUGUCAUGGACAAAACCACCUACGGUCUACAAGACACCAACGAUCGCUUCUUGGGCAACAUCCAGCGCGAUGGAACCUACUCCGUCGUCCCCCGGAUAUCCGGCGGCGAGAUCACGCCAGACAAGCUCCUGGCCAUCGCCCAAGUGGCCAAGAAGUACAACCUCUACACAAAGAUCACCGGAGGCCAGCGCAUAGACUUGUUCGGCGCCAAGAAACACGAGCUCCUCGACAUCUGGGGCGAGCUCGUCGCCGCAGGCAUGGAAUCCGGCCACGCCUACGCCAAGUCGCUCCGGACCGUCAAGAGCUGCGUCGGAUCGACGUGGUGCCGCUUCGGCAUCGGCGACAGUGUUGGCAUGGCAGUGCGGUUGGAGGAGCGCUACAAGAGUGUUCGCGCGCCGCACAAGAUCAAGGGAGGUGUAAGCGGAUGUGUGCGAGAGUGUGCCGAAGCCCAGAGCAAGGAUUUCGGUUUGAUCGCCACGGAAAAGGGCUUCAACAUCUUCAUCGGUGGCAACGGCGGUGCAAAGCCACGACACGCCGAGCUCUUGGCCAAAGACGUGCCCCCAGCUGAGGUUGUCCCGAUCCUGGACCGCUACCUGAUGUUCUACAUCCGCACGGCCGACAAGCUGCAGCGCACAGCUCGCUGGGUCGAGAACCUCCCCGGCGGCCUCAAGUACCUGCAGGAGGUGAUCCUCGAGGACAAGCUCGGCAUCUGCGCGUCGCUCGAGGCCCAGAUGAACGAGCUCGUCGACAGCUUCUUCGACGAGUGGGCCGAGGCCAUCCGCACGCCCGCCAUCGCCGCCAAGUUCCGGCAGUUCCACAACACCAGCGACACGCUCGCCAACAUGGAGGUCGAGCAGGACCGCGACCAGAACCGGCCCGUGUUCUGGGCCGGCGAGUCGGCGGCCGAGGACUUCAAGGGCCUUGGAGACCGCUGGUCGACGACGUCGUGGCAGCCCGUCAUCGAGUCGUCGUACUUUGACGGCGCCGACGAGCUGCCCAACGGCAUUUCGGCCACUAUCAAGCGCGGAGAUACGCAGCUUGCUGUCUGGCGCAUCCAGGGAACGUACUACGCCACGCAGCAGAUGUGCCCGCACAAACGUGCCUUUAUCCUCUCCGACGGCCUCGUCGGCCAGGAGCCGUGCAACAAGUCUGCCAACGGCAACGGGGAUGCUCCCAGCAGCACGACUUCUCCCUGGGUGUCGUGCCCGCACCACAAGCGCAACUUUGACCUGGGCAACGGCUCCUGCAAGACGGACGAGGCCCUCUCCAUCGCCACGUUCGCCGCCGAGGCUCGGCCGGACGGCAUGCUCUACCUGAGGCUGCCUCCAGUCGACGAGCUGGAUGCGGCGCUGGGCACCAAGAAGUGGAUGGUCAAGCAGGGCGAGAGCAACGCGGCCGCCCCGAUGAAGGAGCUGGACAAGCGCAUCAAGUUUGUCGGGCUCAGGGGCAAGAAGCCCGGCGUGCGGCCCAUCGCCGGGACAAAGAUGAUGAAGCCCGUCGAGCUGAUGACGGGCGGUGGAUGCGGAAGCGCGCCGGAAUGGUAG
Messenger RNA from Ilyonectria robusta, 3300 nucleotides. RefSeq lists its product as uncharacterized. Lineage: Eukaryota; Fungi; Ascomycota; Sordariomycetes; Hypocreales; Nectriaceae. Bases 1 to 3300 code for a protein of 1099 amino acids. Gene Ontology annotation, molecular function: nitrite reductase [NAD(P)H] activity; 2 iron, 2 sulfur cluster binding; heme binding. The record is from RefSeq and is a predicted model, not a curated record. The transcript has 4 exons.